This is a messenger RNA of Seriola aureovittata, 1003 nucleotides long. RefSeq lists its product as uncharacterized. The transcript has a single exon. The record is from RefSeq and is a predicted model, not a curated record. Bases 53 to 955 code for a protein of 300 amino acids. Lineage: Eukaryota; Metazoa; Chordata; Actinopteri; Carangiformes; Carangidae.
AGGAAGCUGGGUGUGACCUGACCGGAGGCCAUCAUCGUCGUUUUUCGCUGAUAUGAAAGUCGAUAUUCUGUCAGUUCUGUAUCGAUUCGUGGACAUGGAGAGAAAGGUUUGUUUCCCGCUCUUCGCAGUUCUGCUGUUUGCAGUGCUGAACUCUGCUCAAGCCCAAACUAAAGAGAUAAACUUGAUGGUCGGCGGGACGUUGAGCCUGAAGCCGCCAUUCUCUGGACCUAUAACCAGCAUCCUGUGGAAACAUAACACCGACCUUGUGGUUGAGUUGGUGGGAAAUGAGGUGGAUUACUACGGGAAAUUUAAGGGGAUGGCAACCCUGGACACAACCACUGGACGUUUGGAAAUUAAAAACAUGAAUAGAACUUACGCGGGGUUGUACACGGUGGAGAUCAACAACCAGGUCCAGAGUCAGGUUUACAAUGUUUCAGUAAUCAAGAAAGUGCCAAAGCCUGAGGUGGCGCUCAAACCGCUGGCAUGUUCCUCUGCCUUGCUCAACUGCACCCUGACCUGUGAUGGAGUCACCUUAGGGGCUGAACCUGUCACCUACAGCUGGAGGGAGGGAGACGGAAAGUGGAUACCGGGGGAAAUAGACAAGAACAUCAAGAAAGACGAGACUAAACGUGUUGAAACCUUCUCCUGCCAGAUGAAGAAUCCAGUCAGUGAGGAAGAAAGUGAACCCCAACCAAAUCCAUUCUUCCAAAAGGACUUACCAGUGGGGCCUUCACCUGGUAAGAUCGUGGGUGGCGUGAUUGGCUUCCUCCUAGUGGGGGUUUUGGCAGGUGUGGGUUAUUGGAAGCGAAAACCCAUCAUAGAUUUCAUAAAUCAAAGACGCGCUCCUGCUCCUGCAAGUGAAAAUGGGCGGACUGCAGCUUCAUCCCCGAAUGAAGAAGAUCCACUCAAAAAAACAGGUACAAAUGAUGUCACCUCGGAAGAAGUAGAAUCGUAGAAGAUCCCACGGACACAGGAUCACAUCUGGAUCCUGAUGCUUCUAUCU